Messenger RNA from Camelina sativa (false flax), 1656 nucleotides. The record is from RefSeq and is a predicted model, not a curated record. NCBI's taxonomy places the organism in Eukaryota, Viridiplantae, Streptophyta, Magnoliopsida, Brassicales, Brassicaceae.
AUGGUAGAAAAGACAUGGGUUCAUCUUAACAGAGCUGAUCCUCGGUAUGAGAGAGGUGCUUGGAAUUUUGUGAGGUCUGUGACUGCAGGUUUAGGAGAGAAUGCAAUGAUCAUUUGCCCGUGCAUUGACUGUCGCAACGUAGAUCGUCACUCAGCCGGGACUGAGUGUAGAAAGAACGCAAGUCAGUGGAACCAGGAGAAUUUAGGGUUAUUCAAAGCUGCUGAAUUUAUAGAUGAAGAGCUGGUUAGUCAGGUUGAUUUAAGUGAGGUUGCUGAGGGUGAUGAAAAAGAAGCGGAUGAGUUUCUAGCGAAGCUAGCUGAUGCAGAAACACCAUUAUAUCCGGGAUGUGCAAACCACAGCAAGCUCUCGGCGAUUGUUUUACUUUUUAGGCUAAACACACAGAGUGGUUGGUCUGAUAGAAGCUUCGAUCUUCUGCUUGAGACUUUGUCACAGAUGCUACCCAAGGAUAAUGAAUUGCUCACUUCCUUGUACGAGGUGAAGAAGUUUCUGAAAUCUUUUGAUAUGGGUUAUGAUAAGAUAGACGCUUGUGUAAACGAUUGCUGUUUAUUUAGACAUCAAUUGCAGGAGCUGGACAAUUGUCCUAAAUGCAAAUUUUCACGUUGGAAGAUUAACACAAGAAAUGGUGAGCUGAAAAAAGGUAUUCCACAGAAAGUACUUAGGUACUUUCCGAUCAUUCCACGUCUCAAGAGAAUGUUCAGGUCAGAGGAAAUGGCCAAAGACUUACGAUGGAAUUUCACUAAUCAGAGCACCGAUGGAAAAAUGCGUCAUCCUGUGGAUUCUGUGACGUGGGAUCAAAUGAAUGAGAAGUACCCGUCAUUUGCUGCAGAAGAAAGGAAUAUUAGGCUUGGACUCUCCACAGAUGGGUUUAAUCCUUUCAACAUGAAGAAUGUUAACUAUAGUGCAUGGCUUGUUCUGCUAGUGAACAUAAUGUUGACAUUGUUGAUACAUGGUCCCACUCAACCUGGAAACAAUAUAGAUUUGUAUUUAGAACCCAUGAUAGAGGAUCUCAACCAUCUGUGGGAGAAGGGAGAGUUAACGUAUGAUGCAUUCAGUCACACCACAUUCACGUUAAGGGCAAUGCUUCUCUGGACCAUACAGGAUUUUCCGGCAUAUGGAAAUCUAGCACGCUGUAAAGUAAAAGGUCAAAUGGGUUGUCCUGUCUGCGGGAAACACACAGAUAGUUUGUGGUUGAGUAAUUGCAGAAAGCACGUAUACAUGUCUCAUCGGAAGUCUCUGCCAUCCAGUCAUGUUUAUAGAGGAAAGAAAGCACGGUUUGAUGGUAAAUCUGAGCAUGGAAGAAGAAGUAGGAUUCUGACUGGUCAUAACAUAUAUCAAAUACUCAAAAACUACAAGAAUGAUUUUGGAAAUGUAAGAGUAACUGGAAGAAAGAGGAAGAUGAAAUAUUGUGUUGACUCUGCUUCUGAUACUGAUGAUGAAUCAGAAGAAGAAGAAGAGGUAGAUGAAGAGGAGCUAUACAGAUGGAAGAAGCGCUCAAUCUUAUUUAAAUUACCUUAUUGGAAGGAAAUGCCGGUCAGACAUAAUUUAGACGUGAUGCACGUGGAGAGAAAUGUUGCGGCUAGUCUGGUUGCUACACUAUUGCAUUGUGGGAAAUCAAAGGAUGGUGUUAAUGCUUGA